Messenger RNA from Monopterus albus (swamp eel), 2496 nucleotides. RefSeq names its product CD81 molecule a (gene cd81a). Gene Ontology annotation, cellular component: plasma membrane. Bases 197 to 910 code for a protein of 237 amino acids. Lineage: Eukaryota; Metazoa; Chordata; Actinopteri; Synbranchiformes; Synbranchidae. The record is from RefSeq and is a predicted model, not a curated record. The transcript is spliced from 8 exons.
UCAGUCAAAGCUGGCGACACCGACUGGAUUGUGGCGGAGCGCUCAGCCGUGAGGGGCGGGUGGACUGGGUGUUGCCUGUGUGUCAGAGCUGAAAUCGGAUCCCCAGCUCAGACGACCGUUACCCGUCGACAUAGCUGCCUUCUGUAGCCGUCGUUCUGUGAACCCUGCUCACAAAAUCUCUGUCUAACCGACCGCCAUGGGAGUCGAAGGCUGCACCAAAUGCAUCAAGUACCUGCUGUUUUUCUUCAACUUCAUCUUCUGGCUUGCAGGAGGUGUAAUCCUGGGUGUGGCACUGUGGUUGAGACAUGAACCCAAGACGAGCAGCCUACUGGAGCUCCAUUAUGAGGGAGACCAUGCCCCCACUACUUUCUACAUAAGUGUCCACAUCCUGAUUGCUGUCGGCGCAGUGAUGAUGGUGGUCGGUUUCCUUGGGUGCUAUGGAGCCAUCCAAGAGUCCCAGUGUCUGCUGGGAACUUUCUUCACCUGCCUGGUCAUCCUCUUCGCCUGUGAGGUUGCAGCUGGAAUCUGGGGCUUCAUGCACAGGGAUACUGUGGCAAAGGAGAUGAUCGCCUUCUACGACUCUAUUUAUGACAAGGCAAUAAGCAACACUGAUAAGCAAAAGGAAAAGCCUGCUUCCGCUGUCAUCAAAGUCUUCCAUGACACGCUGAGCUGCUGUGGUAAAGACCCGGGAACCACUUUAGUGACACAGUUUGCGGAUGCACUUGGUGUGACUAACAUAUGCUCCGGCUCUGUGACUACAGUGAACUGCCACCAAAGGAUCAAUGAAUUGUUCUCUGAGAAGAUUUACCUGAUUGGCAUUGCUGCUCUGGUGGUUGCCAUUAUUAUGAUCUUUGAGAUGAUCUUCAGCAUGGUCCUGUGCUGUGGGAUUCGCAACAGCCCGGUGUACUAAAGGGACGGGCUGUCAGCUGACUCGCCAAUGAAGGAAGGGCGACUUCGCUGUCUCCAUCUCUCUCGCUUUUCUUUUCCUUUCUUUUCUUUUCUUAUCUAAGUGGAAAUGUCACAUAUUCGUUAGCUGGAUUUAGUCUUCAAGGAGGCAAUGUAAAUCAUUGAGCAUUUUAGUUACACUGUCAAUGAGUUUCUGGUAGUCAGACAUGCUGUUUUGCAAAUUUGACCUAACUUGAUAUGUAGAUAUUGUAUUACGUUAUCACAAAUGAAUGCUAGUCACUAGUCCCAGUGCUGUAAUCCUGUAGGGAUUCAGUAGGUUGCUGCUUCCUUGCCUAUGAAAAUGCUUUUUAAAAUUUUUUUUCUCACCGUUUUAUGUAUAAACUGUAUAUAAAAAUAUAUCACCAGUCCUUUAUGACUGCCUGAGCAUGGAUAUCAUAUGAUAUUAGAUCCUCCUAUAUUCCUCCUGUACUCUGCUUGUUUGUCUUGCCCUAGGCUGAACCAGAUGGUGUGUAUGAGCACUAGUUAAGCACUAGUGUUGGCCUUACAUUGUCACCCAUCUCAGUUAAUUUUGGAAGCUGGAACCAAAAUCUCAGUGGUUAAAUGUUAUGUGCUUGUUGACAGUCUACACUCAGCCAGCAGUCCCUGUUUGUUCAGCCGUGUGGGAAAUUGGCUGCCUUUUGCUUGCUAAUAGAGGAGUUGCAUGGUGAAACUCCAGUUUAACAGUGGGGCGGUCCUUGGUUUGGUGUUGUGAAUCUGUGUUGCCCUUGUCUGGUCCUUCUCAUCUGUCUCUCCAGAUUCACAGCCUACUUAUCUUCCUCAUGUUCACCUUUCAUGUAAUAACAGUACUACAUAUAGGUUCCCAGUGCGGAGCCAGAAGGCAGCUCAUCUGUUUUGAGCUGCCCAGUGGUUUGCGCUAAGCUUUCUCCUGUUCAUAUUGCUUUGCAGGUGGCUUGGCCUCUGACAGCUGGAGCAGGUGUAUUUGUUUACACGCACAAAACAGGGAUCGACAAAAUAUCAUGGACACAUGAAAUUGAAUAAAAUUGCAUCAGAGACAUAUGGAGGAUCGUUUUGGCCAGGAAAACUUUAAAAAUAAAUGCUUUUUGGGACAUUUUAGAAAAUGUAUGUAACAAAUGGUGAAAUGGAUUUGUAAUUAUACAGCGCUUUUCUACACACUUAACCACACUCAAAGCGCUUUACAGUAUUUUGCCCGUUGCUUAUUCCCAUUGUUUCUGGAAGUAAGAUGAGAGAAUUUAGGCUAAAUAUGAAGCUACAACCAGCAGUUCUUAUUAUUCACGCUAUUAUGAUAGUCACUUUCACAAAUUCAUGUUUUUCAGGACUAUUGUAUUGGAUUAGAUUUUACAAGUGUUUGUGAUCUUGUCUGCUCCUUUUAAGUCUCAGGCUGAUUGCAGUGGUAAUAUUUGUCCUAGUAGAGGACAGUGCAGUCAUAUUAACAGCUACAGUGUUGCUCACAAAUUGGACUCAACUGCAGUACAGUGGGGUUUUUAUUAAGCCACAUAGUCAUGGCCAAAAACAUUGGCACCCCUGCAUUUCUGUCUGAUAACACACUAUUUCUCCCAGAAAAUUGUUGCA